Molecule: messenger RNA, 2825 nt
Organism: Pecten maximus
Lineage: Eukaryota; Metazoa; Mollusca; Bivalvia; Pectinida; Pectinidae
Product: calcium and integrin-binding protein 1-like
Exons: 7
Coding region: 48-608 (186 amino acids)
Molecular function (GO): calcium ion binding
Source: RefSeq, a predicted model, not a curated record
AUAUUUUCCGUCGCCAUUUUAUCUCGAAGCACUGACACAAAUUUACGAUGGGGGGAUCACAGAGUGUCUUUACCGAGGAAGAACUCGACGAUUACCAGGAGCUGACAUAUUUCACCAAAAAGGAAAUUUUGCAUGUGUACAAACGCUUCAGAGCAUUGGACCCAGAGAAGGUAUCUGAGGUCAACAAAAAUGUUCAGCUGAAUAAUGAAACCAUCUUGGAGCUCCCAGAACUGAAGGUGAAUCCUUUCAAGGAUCAGAUUACUAAGGUGUUCUCUUCUGAUGGGAGUGGAGACAUGACAUUUGAGGAUUUCCUUGAUAUGAUGUCUGUCUUUAGUGAUAAUGCUCCAAAGAAUGUCAAAGUUGAAUAUGCGUUCAGGAUCUACGAUUUUGAUUGUGAUGACAUGUUGUCCAGUCGGGACCUAAAGGAGGUAGUUGAUCGUCUGACUGGAGAAGGACAGAAACUGGGAGAUGAGGAGAUGCAACAGCUCAUUGAUAACAUUUUUGAGGAAGCUGAUUUAGAUGAUGAUGAGUCACUCUCCUUUGCUGAAUUUGAACAUGUCAUUUCCAAGGCUCCUGAUUUUGUAAACUCUUUCAGGAUACGACUCUAAAGGACAAUUAUGAACAUGUACAUGGGACCAGCCAAUAGAUGUCUGUCUAUAAACUACAAAUGUGGCAUUGAAUCAGGCUAAGAACAAUGACAACUACAACGGAUAGAACCUUGUGAUACUAGAUCUGCCCCGAGUCAACCAUUCAUCAUUUAUUUUUCAACUGUCUUAAUUAUUUCUAUGUAUUUCUCACUUUUACAUACCUGAACUCCUCUUUUAAUAUUUUUUUUUUCUUUUUGCAAUCUCAUGGCUACUCUUGAUAAAGAACUAGAAUUGUUACGAAAUGUUAGACUACAUUAACAAAAGAAAGAGGAGAAAACAGGUUCAUUUUCACACUCCUCACUGAUGAACAUCAGAAUGACAUCUACAUAGUGUAUUAUGAUUUGCUGGUUUACUGCCAACUCCUCAGACUUUUAAACUUAAGAAUGUUUCCAUUGAUAUUGGUUUCCUGAGGUCCCUGAUAUUGGUUCCCUAUGGUCACUUCAGCUGUAGUUCAAAUGAUUGAAAACUUUUUUUCAUAUUGUGUUUUUGUUUACUGGUUACAAGACAUGACAUUGUAGGUAAUUCCAUAAUUAUAUACCAGAUGGUAUUGAGCAUAAUAUGAGUAUUAAUGUUGUUAAGCUUACUUUGUGUAUGUGGUCAUGUGCAUACCAUAUAAACUGUGAAACUUUUUCUUUUACGUCCAAAUAAACAAUAUUUGUAGCUUGAUUCCAGUUUUCAUCAGGGAGGAACAAAGAAUUAUAUCACAAUAUCUUCUAUACAUCUAACUUUAAACUCAAAGCAUGUAAAAUUUUAUUUGACAAAAACACUUCUAGCUUGUACAGCAAUCAUUGUAUGAAACAUGUUUUUGAGGGUACCAUCAAUGUAUUGGAAGGCUUAAUGGUUAGGUAGAAACAUGCACUGAGCAUACUGAUAAAGUGGAACUUUGAACAGAUUCCAAAUUUAUUUUUGUGACAGGUCUUUAUUCUUAAGUAACUAUUUCUAGUUCUCAGCUUGGAUUUUGUGUUUUUGUUAAUUACGGUACACAUGUGAAAAAUUAUUAGGGGUAUUUUGCAAUAAUAGAAGUGUUUAACCUGUCCUUUUUGUGAAAUGUUUGUAAAGAAUGCUUAAAGUUGUGUUUUUGUAUGUGUACUCUCAUUCAACUCCAUAGUAUAGGUUGUGCCUUAAAUUUGUAUACAUCAGGACUAUUUAAUUCUAUUUAUACAAUGUAUAUAAGUAUAUAUUUUUAUCCUUAUCCUAUUCUUGAUAUUUCAUACAUAGAUCAUGCCAAAAUCAUUACCACAUUUCAAGUCACAUUCAUGGUAUGUGAAAACAUAUUGGUGACUGAAUAAAAAACGAAGAUUCUCUAAAAUCAUGAAACAUGAGGAAUUUUCAAGGAAAUUCCUUGCCUGAUUAUAAAGAAUUUUAAUUAUAGUAUUCCAGGCAUUAUAUCUAGGAUUUAGAUAUCAGUUCCAAUUAAUACAGAGAGAUACAAAUAUACAUUCAUAUGUCAUUGAUCCAAUUUCGAAGUCAGAACAAAAAAACAAUUUGCAUAAGUAGAGAAAAUUUUCAAAAUAAAUUUGCUUCCAAGCUGUUGUAAAAACUAACAUUGACAAUCAGAUAGGAUGCACUGUAAUAUUGUUGAAUUUGGAACCACCGCUUUUGAAAUAUGUCUGCACUUGAAUGAUAUGUAAAGUCACAUUGAAAUAUACAUCAGUACCAUGAUUGGGUGUUGGUUUUAUAAUAUUGAUAGUAAUAAUCACUGUGUUUAACUCCAUGUGUCAAUUUUACAUGAGAUUGGUGAUGAUGUAACUCUUUCUUAAUGUUUGAACAUCAUCCAGUCGUUUUACUUGUUAGUCCCACAGGAAACUACUUUGACAUUUUAAAUAGGUAUUACCAGAAUUAUUUUUAUGCUUCCAUGAUUCAUCCAGUGAAAUAUUGGCAUUACAAAGUGUGACCAAUGUAACAGUGGGUAUAAAGAGAAUCAGGAUUACCAGUACUUUAAUCAGCAAUUACAUAUUUCUAUGCACAAAUUGUUAAAAAAAAAAAAAGCUGCUGGUGAAUCUUUGGACACAAAUCUGUUUCUAUUCAGAGAUUUUGUAUUGUACAUAAUUAUUUUGACUUGUUAUACUGAGAAAUCAUGUUAUUGUUAAACCAAUAUUUGUAUUCAAAUCCAUGCAAAUUUGGAAGAUUGCUGGUUGAUUUUCCAAUUUUCCAAUAAAGACUUUAUUCUGUGUUAGA